GAAAUCCGCAACCACAAUGUUUCGUACGCAACUUGGAAUGCAUCAGAGGUUGCGAGUAUAAAUGUCAUGAGUUUGUUAUUGUGUCGUGUCAUUGGUAAGCCGGUGAUCAGAUUUGUGUAUCCUGCGAAUAGUUUGCUGAAUCUAUCGAGGAUGACGCACUCGGAGAUGUCGAACUCGUGCUUGCAGGCGAAGCUUCUGGAGAGAUCCAAGAAGUUGGCGCCCUCUUUAUCGUCGGAAAGCAAGUACAAAGGUCAGGCUGGGAAGGUAGGCGUCUUCGGCGGGUCGUUCGAAUACACCGGAGCGCCGUACUUUGCGUCCAUCGCAGCGCUGAAGGUCGGCGCCGACCUGUCGCACGUCUUCUGCACGAGGGAAGCGGCCGGCCCCAUCAAAUGCUACAGCCCAGAGCUGAUAGUCCAUCCGCUGCUCGACGAUGGGGAGAAGCAGUUCGGAAGGAUCCAAGAAUGGUUGGAUAAGUUCGAUGUGAUCCUCAUCGGGCCGGGAUUGGGUAGGAAGGCGGAGACGUUCCGCGUGAUCGAACUGAUAAUAAACUAUUGGCGACAGAAGCGUAAGCCGAUGGUCAUCGAUGCGGACGGUCUCUUCCUGAUCACGCAGAAGCCGUCGCUGCUGGAGAACUUCGAAGCGGACGUGAUCCUCACUCCGAACAAGAUGGAAUUCGCUCGCCUGUUAAAGUUGGAUCAUCCCGACGAGUUGCCCGCCGCCGAUCCGCAUCGGUUCAUGAGGGACGCGAAAUGGGGAAGUCGCGUAUCUGUACUGGUCAAAGGCCAUCUGGAUGAGAUGAUCGAUUGCGAGAGGAGGAUGAGUUUCUGCGAUUUGGGUGGAUCGGGAAGGCGAUGCGGCGGACAGGGCGACAUCCUUGCCGGCUCCAUAUCGGUCUUCCUCUUCUGGGCAAGGCAGUUCGAGGAGGACAGGAGCUUUGUGGCGGCUUACGCCGCAUGCAAAUUGGUCAGGGAGUGCAACUCCAGGGGAUUCGCAAAGAAGGGUCGUAGCUUGGUUUCCACAGAUAUGCUCGAAGAGAUACACCCGGUUUUCCAUGAUAACUUCGAAGUCGAUAGAAAUUGAUUCUCUCUGACAUCUUGUAUAUUUUUUUAAAUUGUAAUAUAGUUUAUUUUCAAGCAAAUAACUUUAUUUAACCACACUUAAAUACUUGAACAUUGAAGAGAUUGUUGAGUAGAUUUAUAGGUAACACUAAUUUGGUAUCAGCAUCUGUUUUCAUUGGGGAAUUCUUGUGAAAAACCUUUAC
This is a messenger RNA of Nicrophorus vespilloides, 1261 nucleotides long. RefSeq names its product ATP-dependent (S)-NAD(P)H-hydrate dehydratase. The transcript has a single exon. The record is from RefSeq and is a predicted model, not a curated record. Bases 67 to 1080 code for a protein of 337 amino acids. Gene Ontology annotation, molecular function: ATP-dependent NAD(P)H-hydrate dehydratase activity. Lineage: Eukaryota; Metazoa; Arthropoda; Insecta; Coleoptera; Silphidae. Gene Ontology annotation, biological process: metabolite repair.